Molecule: messenger RNA, 5323 nt
Organism: Caretta caretta (loggerhead turtle)
Lineage: Eukaryota; Metazoa; Chordata; Testudines; Cheloniidae
Gene: RAI14
Product: retinoic acid induced 14
Molecular function (GO): actin binding
Source: RefSeq, a predicted model, not a curated record
GGACCCUUGUCGCUUCCGUCUCUCCUCCCGGAGCCCUGAAGUUUGGCGAGACCGGGAGGGAGGCAGUGGUAGCAGGCAAGGAUUUCAUAGCCCCUCUCCUUUAUUAUGAUUCAGUUCAGCCUGGGAUUUCCAGGGCUCGGGGCGCUGCCUGGACUGCGUGAGUGGGAGGCCUCCUCUCUGCGGAGCGGUGGAGGAACAAGUUUCCUCAAGGAGAGGGAAGAGUUUGCAGGCGGCGUGGGUCGCUGUGUUGGGCUUUCUGCUCUCUGGAGCAGGGGGAGAUUUCUCUCUGCUCCCCUCCCACCAGAAGCUGCUGAUGGUGUUGAAAAAAACCUCAGAUCUGGAAAACUGAAUGGGAUAAACAUGAAGAGCUUGAAAGCAAAGUUCAGAAAGAGUGAUACUAACGAGUGGAAUAAGAAUGACGACCGGCUGCUGCAAGCUGUGGAGAAUGGAGAUCCAGAGAAAGUGGCUUCACUGCUGGGGAAAAAGGGAGCCAGUGCCACCAAACAGGAUAGUGACGGCAAAACUGCUUUUCACCUGGCUGCUGCAAAGGGACAUGCUGAGUGCCUCAGAAUUAUGAUGACGCAUGGUGUGGAUGUCACGGCACAGGAUGGUACAGGGCACACUGCUUUACAUCUUGCAGCAAAGAACAGCCACCUUGAUUGCAUCAAGAGGCUUCUCCAGUCUAAAUGCCCAGCAGACAGCAUUGACAACUCUGGGAAAACAGCUUUACAUUAUGCAGCUUCAUGUGGCUGCCUUCAAGUAGUUCAACUUUUGUGUGAGCACAAAUGCCCAAUUAAUGUCAAAGAUUUGGAUGGGAAUUUACCCCUGUUGUUCGCAGUACAAAAUGGCCAUGCUGAGAUAUGUAGACAUCUUCUGGAUCAUGGAGCAGACAUCAAUUCCAGGGACAAAAAUGGAAGAACUGCUUUGAUGCUGGCUUGUGAAGCUGGCGGCCUUAACAUUGUGGAAGCCUUGGUCAGAAAGGGUGCUGACUUCAGCCUUGUAGAUGCCCUUGGACACGAUGCCCUACAUUACUCCAAGCUCUCUGAGAACGCCGGGAUUCAGAGCCUCCUCCUGUCGAAGAUCUCUCCGGAUGCCGAUACGAAGUCACCAACAAAGCCAAAGCAGCAUGACCAAGUCUCUAAAUUAAGUUCAGAAAGAAGUGGAACUCCAAAAAAACGCAAAGCCCCACCUCCUCCUAUCAGUCCUCUCCAGUUCAGUGAUUUGUCCUCUCCACGUUCAGCAACCUCAACUCCAAUUGCUGGAAAAGGACAGGUGUUCUUCACUGAACAAGUAUGCAAGGAAGAGAUCAGCUCCAUUCAGCGAGAUAACAAGGAUAGAUUGAGUGAUAGUACUACAGGUGCUGAUAGCUUACUGGAUAUAAGUUCUGAAACUGACCAGCAAGAUCUGCUUGUAUUGUUGCAAGCAAAAAUUGCUUCUCUAACACUACACAAUAAGGAGUUACAAGACAAAUUACAGGAAAAAGCACCCAGAGAAACAGAAAUGGAUUCCACCCUAGAUUCCUAUCAUUCCACCCAAACAGAGUUUGAUCAGUCAGUGGAUAGACAAAGUCAAACUUCAGCUCAGGAGCUAAAAUCAUCCUCAUUAAAUGCAACACAAACUCAAGAGAAGUCAACAAGCAACAAUGAGGUAAAAAUUAAGCGUCUACAAGAAGAUUUAAAGGAUAUACAGAGGAAAUUAGAUAAUUCCGAAGCAAAAAGAGAGUACUUAGAGACCCAACUUCAGUCUAGAAUCCCAGAAACAAUUAAUUUAAACUGUGCAGAUAUUUCUGAAAAUAGCUCUGAUCUUAGCCAGAAACUUAAAGAAACCCAAUGCCGGUAUGAAGAAGCUAUGAAAGAGGUCUUGAAUGUACAAACGCAGAUGAAAUUGGGCCUUGUUGCUUCUGAAAACAAAGAUACUUACUCGGAUGUCCAUGAACUGAGGGUUACAUGUGAGGAAAUUGAAGUGCUAAAGCAAGAACUCAGGAAAGCAUUAGAGGAAAGUGAAAGGCAUAAAGAGAAAGUGAGAGAGCUACAGGAAAAACUUGAAGAAAGAGAGCAGAACGUUGCUAGCAAAAUGUCUAUAGAAGAAUGUGAGGAAAUAAAAAAUUCUUAUUGUUCAAUAAUUGAGAACAUUAACCAAGAGAAAGCUUUGUUGAUCGAGAGAUACAAAGAAGGGCAAGGAGAAAUCAAAAGGCUACAAGACAAGUUAAAUCAGAUGCAGUUGGAAUCCAGUGAUGAAGCUCGGGAGAUAAAAGAAGCAAGGGAUAGAAUGAUAGAUGACCUACACAGACAAGUUAGUGAGCUGUCUCAGUUGUACAAAGAAGCACAAACAGAGCUUGAAGAUUACAGGAAGAGGAAAGUAUUAGAGGAUGUAGCUUUGGAAUACAUUCCUAGAGAUGAGCAUGAGAAACUGAUGUCGGUAACAAAUUCAUUGAAAGAUAAAGCUGAAGAUGCAUUAUCUGACAUGAAGUCCCAGUACACACAGGUAUUAAAUGAAGUAGCUCAGCUCAAGCAACUGAUAGAUACUCAGAAACAAAACUCUGUACCAGUUGCUGAGCAUCUUGAGGUGGUAACUGCUCUCAGGUGUACGGCAAAGGAAAUGGAAGAAGAAAUAAAUGAGUUUAAGGAAGAGCUUAUUAACAAGGAAACUGAGGUAAGAAAUCUGCAGAAGGAAUUGUUGGAAGAAAAAGCUGCAAUUAAGGAAGCAAUGGUGCUCAGAGCUUCAUAUGAAAAACUCCAGUCAUCGUUAGAAGGUGAAGUUAAUAUUUUGUCAUCCAAACUAAAGGAUUUAAUGAAAGAGAAAGAGAAUGUGUCCGUAGAUGCUGCACAAUUGAGAAAUGAAGUCUUGCAAUUAAAAGGGGAAAAAGAAGGUAUUCAAACUCUCCUUGAGGGCAAGGAGCAGGAAAUAAAUGGACUUUACCGUAAGUACCAUCAAGCUCAAGAAGAUCUUCUUGACAUGAAAAGAUAUGCAGAAAGCUCGUCAAAGCUAGAAGAAGAUAAAGAUAAAAAGAUCAAUGAGAUGUCCAAGGAAGUUUGCAAGUUAAAAGAAGCAUUGAACAGUCUUUCUCAGCUUUCCUACUCAACCAGUGCACCCAAAAGACAAAGCCAACAGCUGGAGGCAUUACAGCAACAAGUGAAACAGUUACAAAAUCAACUGGCUGAGACAAAGAAACAGCACCAGGAGAUUGUAUCAGUGUACAGGAUGCAUCUUCUCUAUGCUGUGCAGGGUCAAAUGGAUGAAGAUGUCCAGAAAGUGCUUAAACAGAUUUUAACAAUGUGCAAAAGCCAAUCACAAAAAAAGUGAAACAAACUGUUUGUAUUGAUUCCUGUCAUGCUGCCGUGGUGUUUAGCUAGGCUCACCUUAACACCAGAUUUAAAAUUGGCAACCUGCUGCUUUUUUUUUUUUUUUUUUAGUGAACUGGAUUUGUCUCUGCCAAUCUUCCUGUUCAUUCUAUGUACUAUGACCUAACACAUCUGCACAUCAUCUUCCUUCCCACAGAGUUUUCAGAGUACUGUUUUCAUAUCCAAAAUGCAAGUAUUUUUCAGAGCUGUUGUUACUUUGGCCACCCCAGAUGUAAAGUGUGGUCCGCAGUGUUGUGUUGUGCUUCAUAGCUUCCUUCUUCAAUAUGGAGAUGCUUUCAGGGUGGGCUACAGGUCCCAGCAUGCAACACUCCAUCUUGACACAAAUAGUCACACCUCCUGGGUAAAGGUGAAGUUCUCCAUUCUGAGUCCUGGUCCUGGAUAUUGAAAAGGAGGUGGGGUGUUCUAGUCUGCUCAGUGUUUUUGCCCUUGCAUCCUUGCAUCUUCCCAGAUGUGACCUGGGGUUGGGCAGUGUUCAUUCACCCAUGUAGUAAUGAACAAAAGCAGAUAUUUGUGUGAAAUUUUGCUUAGUAAGCCAGAACAUCAAGCAACUAAACUUAACUGUAAUUUGUUUUAUGUUUAACAAGAUUAACAUGGAUUAUGAGUUACCAUGUCCGCUGUACACUGAGUAUAUAAAAUCCAUGCCGUACAUCUUUAUAUUUAAUUGCAUUGUCUCAAUAUUGGACACAAUAGUUUAUAACAUAAACAAAACUAAUUUAGAAUGUAAAACCAUAAAUCAGAUGAACCUCAAAAGUUCUGUACAAAAUAACCCUUUUCAGUAGGUCAGACUCUCUAUGCAAAUAUUCACACUGCUGUUGGCCAUGGAGCUCAGGAAAAAAUAACACACAUACUUCAAGGGAAACAAGGGAUUCUAGUGAAUGCAGGAUGUUUACAGUGAGACUCAGUGCCUCACAAUUCUUCACCUCACUUUUGUAAAGAUCUGCUCUUCAAUAUAUUUUUAUUGGCCCUCCAAUGAAAUUUUUUUGUAACUAAACCAUUUUGCUACAUGAUGUUUGCAUUAAACUAUAUUAACAAAUAUUUUAGGUAACCAUGUUUAAGGCUCUCUUUUUACCCAAAGUAUUCAGCUAGACUAGACUAAAGCAUAGUUAAGUAUUCUCAGCUCGGAAAAACUGUGUAAAGUCAUAGAUCUGUCAGCAUAUCCAAGAGCAUUGAAGUGUAAAUGACCAUUCAUCCUGCUCUUUCAUCAAAUGCAGGAGAACAUGAGACAUUUGUGCUGUCAUCUAACAAUAAUUUCUACAAGUGUCUUGGGCAGGAGAGGGCAUCACUGAAGCCUUUGUCUGUCUUUAAGAAUUAAAAGUAGAAUUGGAAGUGCUUCAUGUGGUAAAAUGACAGCGAAUAGUAGAGAACUAAGGAAGAAUAUUUCUAAGAACACAGUGCAUUUAAGGGUUAAAACCAUUCUAGCUUGCAGUUUCAGUUAUGGCAUUGGUUUUAUUCCUGUUGAUGGAGAUAUUUCCAGAGCUACAUAAUCUAUGAACUUUAUAGACUCCUAAUUUGACAGAAUCUAUAGUGCCUCAGGCUUACUUGGACACACAGUGCACUUACAUCAGAUAAUUCCUAACAAGGACAAAGCUCAAAAGGAUUAAAAACUUUGCAUUAUUUAGACCUUUCUGUUACUUUUCUUAGGUUGUUUAACUAAUGAUUGUUAAUUUUGGACAGUAUUUUCGUUAGACAAUUUGGAAAAUACUCCAAAGAAAUGUGAAAGGACGACUUUUCUGUAUUGCAGCAAUUGCAUGCUUGAAAUUUUUAAGUAAAGUUUAAAACUUGAUGAACCAUUUUGUAGUUUGCUGUUCAGAUUUAGUCUUCUACCUUGUUUUGUUAUGCAUAUUUAUUACAAUUAUCUUUGUGAAAUAUUGAAAAGUAUACACUAUAGCAUAGCAUUUGUUCUUGUAUGUAAUUUACAAAAUGUUUCCUUAUGCAGCAAAUAAACUAUUUCCAUUUUUUCA